Messenger RNA from Uloborus diversus, 1700 nucleotides. RefSeq lists its product as uncharacterized. The coding region runs from base 1 to 1641 and encodes 546 amino acids. The record is from RefSeq and is a predicted model, not a curated record. Gene Ontology annotation, molecular function: cytoskeletal adaptor activity. Gene Ontology annotation, cellular component: apical cortex. The transcript is spliced from 9 exons. Gene Ontology annotation, biological process: asymmetric cell division; regulation of asymmetric cell division; apical protein localization. Lineage: Eukaryota; Metazoa; Arthropoda; Arachnida; Araneae; Uloboridae.
AUGGGUCAGUACGGCAGUUGCAUACAAGGACAGCCGGAUUGGCUGGGACCUUAUGAGAAAGCAUCAGCUAAAAACCAAGACUCUGAUACUUAUGAGCAAAUCAGGAAACUUGCUGUUGCAGCUUCCACUUCAAAGGAUUUUAGUGAGCUAGAAAACUUUUUGAAAAUUAAGAUCAACCCAACUUGUCCUCAGCAUGGUUCUAAAUCAGAUGUUUCUCCAAGAAAUUUCACUCUGCCUGCCGCCAGCAAACUGGAAGAUAUUUUUAAGAAAGAAAGUCACUGCAAAGACAUAAAUUUCAACCAAACCCAAAAGGAAACAAAAAUGCCAAUUGUCAAGCCCAUCAUUGUUCCCAAGAGUUCGUGUGCAGUUCAUGGACACAAAGUACCCCAUCAGGCUCCAAAGCCAUGCAAAGUUCACGGCUACCAAAAACAAGAAGUCCGUAAGGUUGAAGUGAAAACUACAUUGCAGGAGCCCAAACUCUCAUCUCCUCCGGCUUACAGAUAUCCUCCAGUCAUCAGCUCAACACCACCUCAAGCAACAACAAACUCACCAAGUUUCAACACUUAUGAAGAUUUGGAUCUUAUUCAGGAAUGUGAAAACUCCUUUGAAAGAACCUUUUCCUGUCCUGAUUUUCUAUUGGACCUUAUACUACCCACAAAAGAAUCUGAAGUAGUGGAUGUACUAGCAUCAGUUGGAGUUCAAUCUGCAAAAGAAACUGUUCAGAGGCUAGAAGAUCGAGCUGAGAGUAUCGUGGAAACCUUUAGCGUUGUGCUAAAACAUUUGGAGCAUGGAGACUGGUCAACAUUCUGCAUCAGUACUAGUCGCCUUUGUGAUGAUAUCAGACGUGUUAUGAGAGAUUACCACUUGAGCUCUGAAGUUGUUGACCCCGAAGCAAUUAAGAUUAAGAAUCAUGUAUCUGGAGCUUUGAACCAGUUGACAACAAGAAUUUUAAGCUUGAGUCAGAACUCUACAUCAGAAAUCAAUCAAAAUGUUUUGCUGCCCUCAUUCAAAGUUCUUGGCGAAGUUUUGCAUGAAAUGAUGGAAUUUCUCAUCAGCAAAGAAUUGAAGGUUUUAAUUGACUGCAUUGACAAUGGAGCCAACAACAUUUGUACUCAAAUGGCUAUUUGCGCUGUGGCUGAGAUGUCCCUAUCUGGAGGAUUGAUGUGCAACCUUAUUGUGCAAACUGGUGCCAUUCUUCCUCUCUUAAAUGUAUGCAAGGCUCGUAAAUAUCACUAUUUACAUCCACUUGUACUACGUACUUUGACUGCCAUAACUUCUUCAAAAAAAGCUUUAGAAGAACUUGAAAAACUUUCUGCUUUUGAAGCCAUUAUGCUCAUUCUGAAAGAGGAAAGUGAUGAAAAAAUCUUGAGUGAAGCAGUAGGCUUUUUGGCACAAAUGUUAAAGCAAUGGACUGAAAAUGGAUCUUCGUUAUCAGAGAAGCUUGGACAGAACAUGGAACAACUGACCAAAUAUCUAAGUGGAAUAGCACAGAAAGCAUUAUCUCCGGAGAUGUUCUUGCUGUCGGCUGCUUGUUUAGCUACUCUUUCACCAUGCAGCAGAGAGGCAUCAAAGUGGUUAAACCAACAUGCUGAAGAAAUGAGGCUGCUGGCCCACAAUACAAAGCAAGAAAGUUAUGUUUAAUAUCACAAAGACUUUCAAUGUGAACUAGUCAAAACGGAUGUCUUUCAUGUACAGCAAUC